CAGGUGCGCAAUCAGGUGUAACGAAAGUGCAGGGUUUAUAUACCUUGGUGACAGUGCUUAUUUAUGUGCAUUUUCUGUUUGAAAUAAGGCAUUACCCUUUAUAUAAUCCCGACUGAGUAGCACUGAAAUGUAGGAUGUACGUCCACACCUUGUGUUAAAGGGGUCUGUGGAUUAUUCGGGGGCUGAAUGGAUUGCUGCAAUAAAAAAGAAAUAUGGCGGAUAAUGACUUUUCGAGUGGUGUUUAAUUUUUUUUAUGUGUAAAGCAGUACUAUAUUAAAUAGAAAGAAAGCAAGUAAUAUGUGGCUCACAUUACAAAAUAUGGAUUUCUAUUCCUCUACUAGAAGGUUCAUGUUGGGAGGACUAACAGCAGUAUUGAGACUAGCAGGACUUGUACUCUUACAUGAGUUUAUAUUGUGGAUGCAAGAUAGGGGCACUCUGGGGACGUAUGAUUCUCUCUUUGGCGUGAUCCUGAUAACUCUGCUGUUCCUCUUCCCACCACAGGAUAUGCUUUUUACUCUGUACAAGAUACAUGGAUAUCACUUUUAUUUGUGGCUGCUGCUUUACCCUCCAAAUAAAUUGAAAUUUCAAGACUUCCAUUACCAAUUUUCAAUCAUGAUCAUAACCAGUCCCUUGCUGUUUAUCGGAAAGAAAUCUGUUUUGGUAUAUAUAGUAAUUAUGGUUUACCGGCUAAUAAUUUGGAAAUAUUUAGGAUUAGAGAUGGAUUCAUAUAAAGAAAGUAAACUCUUAAAAAUAACAGAAUAUUUUUUCAUCUUUUAUGCACUCUAUUGCUCUAUAAAGUUAUUUAUCACUCUCGUCAAGCUCUUCAUAGUCGAAGCUUUAAAGAUUAUCCAACUGGUUAGAACCCAUGGGUUGUACUCUGUGACUAUUUUAACUGAUUUCAUAUCAUCACGUGUACUAUCACAACUGUUUUUGUUUUGGAUUGCUUAUUUUGCGAUCGCAAUAAAAAAGGGCUAUGAGACCAUGGAUCAAGAGACAAUGUCAAGGGAGGACUUGCAGGUGUCUGUGUGCAACUGUACUGACAUGUGUCGGUCCAUUGUUGGCUUAGCUGCCGCUAGUGCUGCUGUGUCAUAUAUAUCGCAUUAUCUACGAUUGAUUUCGAGAUUAUUUCUUCACGGCUGCGAAAAUGUGACUGCUUUAUCUGAAUCUAACAAAUGUUAUCAAGAAGGAAUGGUCUUCUUUUCAAUUGUCAGAUUUGUACUGUCAAAGACGGACUUUCAAGAACGUGACCCAAACAAUCAAGUUGGAUUUAUACUCCUUCUUGUUGUAACAAUAUUUUUAAAUAGCGUUCAUCAAUUGUUGGACUCGGAGAUUUUCCCGCUUCGUGCAUUUCCAGCUAUCCAUAUUUUCAAGUCAAUCCGAGUUCUGAUUAUGUACGGCCUACUCCUGCCCUUGUUUUUGUACGUUGAUCAUGCGGUGUGUAUGCUUGUUGGUUUUGACAUUUCCUUUCCAAUUGCAAUAAUGGGAUUGUCGAAAUGUAUCCAAAUCAUUUUUACCAUCGACAUGUAUUAUACUAUAUCAAUACGUCAUGUUAUACGUUCCCUUGACAGUGUAAACUACGUGAAAUCGAGGCUUCAGCUACUGGACUGUAGCAUGCGUCGGAGGAUUCAGCACGAUUCAGAUUAUUUUGUAUGCUUUACUUUGCUAUCACAGUGUUCGGAAUGUAUUUCAAAUAGUUUCGUCUUAAGAAGAGAAGCUAGUAAAAGCUUAUUUAGAAACAAAUCUUAUAUGUCGUCUGCUAAACUUACCCAAAACUCCCUGCGUGAAUUGGAUAAGCAAGGAUGAUACUGAUGGGAUGGUUUGUUGUUGUUGUUGUUGUCUUUUCUUGUUGUUGCUGUUGAGUUCUUGGUGGUGGG
Molecule: messenger RNA, 1874 nt
Organism: Magallana angulata
Lineage: Eukaryota; Metazoa; Mollusca; Bivalvia; Ostreida; Ostreidae
Exons: 2
Coding region: 298-1803 (501 amino acids)
Source: RefSeq, a predicted model, not a curated record